This is a messenger RNA of Pundamilia nyererei, 2267 nucleotides long. Its product is annotated as cAMP-specific 3',5'-cyclic phosphodiesterase 4D-like. Gene Ontology annotation, biological process: signal transduction. The record is from RefSeq and is a predicted model, not a curated record. NCBI's taxonomy places the organism in Eukaryota, Metazoa, Chordata, Actinopteri, Cichliformes, Cichlidae. Gene Ontology annotation, molecular function: 3',5'-cyclic-nucleotide phosphodiesterase activity. The transcript has 11 exons. The coding region runs from base 101 to 1750 and encodes 549 amino acids.
UGGUGCCACAGACAGCUUCAUAUCUCAUCUUAACUGUAGUUCCUGUAUCCUCCUCGUUGGCAUUUCCUUCUCAUUUGUCUGGUUCCCAGUAGCUGAAAGUAUGAGGAGAAAUAACUCAAAAAUUUUCAACUUCACAGAGAGACAGUGGGAUUCCUUAGACCAAACCUCCUCUGUAGAGCCUCUCCAGGACUGUGAUAUCAGAUGGGCUGUGAAGAGGCUCUUCUCGGGAAACCUGCAGCUGCCCAAGCUUUCCUGCAGAUCUUCUGCUCAGGAUGGCCCUCCGCCCGUCGCCCCAUUGGGCCCUGCGACCUACAGGAUCAAACACUCGAGAAGUUACGGGACUCUGACCAGCUGCAUGUCCAGAGGCCUUUUUGAUGUGGAGAAUGGAUUGUCUGUGGGACGCAGCCCACUGGACCCUCAGGCCAGCCCUAACUCCGGUCUGGCCCGACCGACUAAUUUCCCUCACAGCCAGCGGAGGGAAUCUUUCCUCUACCGCUCUGACUCCGACUUUGACCUUUCACCCAAAGGUCCCUCCAGAAACUCCUCCACUGCCAGUGACCUACAUACAGAAGACAUGAUAGUCACACCGUUUGCACAGGUCCUCGCCAGCCUGAGGACGGUCCGAAGUAACUUUGCCGUCAUAACCGGCCAGCAAGAUCGCACGGCCAGCAAAACACGAUCUUCAGGCAGCAACCCACCAUCCAUGUGCAAGACCAGCCUCGCAGGUUGCGCCAUCCACGACGUGGAUCACCCCGGAGUUUCCAAUCAGUUUCUCAUCAACACCAACUCAGAGCUGGCCCUGAUGUACAAUGACUUGUCAGUGCUAGAGAAUCACCACCUGGCUGUAGGCUUUAAGCUUCUGCAGGAAGACAACUGUGAUAUUUUUCAGAAUCUCAACAAAAAGCAGCGUCAGUCGCUUCGCAAAAUGGUCAUCGACAUGGUGCUCGCCACAGAUAUGUCCAAACACAUGAACCUGUUAGCAGACCUGAAGACCAUGGUGGAGACUAAGAAAGUCACCAGCCUGGGAGUCCUGCUUUUAGACAACUAUUCAGAUCGCAUACAGGUUCUUCAGAACAUGGUACACUGUGCAGACCUGAGUAACCCGACCAAACCUCUCGAGCUGUACCGCCAGUGGACAGACCGCAUCAUGGUGGAGUUCUUCACACAGGGAGACAGAGAGAGAGAGAAAGGCAUGGAGAUCAGCCCCAUGUGCGACAAGCACAAUGCUUCAGUAGAAAAGAACCAGGUGGGUUUCAUCGACUACAUCGUUCAUCCUCUGUGGGAAACAUGGGCCGACCUGGUGCACCCUGAUGCGCAGGACAUCCUGGACACGCUGGAGGAUAACAGAGAGUGGUAUCAAAGCAUGAUCCCCCACAGCCCAUCACCUCACCCAGAGGGCCAGGAGGAGGAGGAGGAGGAGGAGGAAGAUGCCUUUGCAGGGGAAGCUUCGGCACACGGUCGGGGUAGCGGGUCUGCUUCUGCUGACAAGUUUCAGUUUAAGCUGACCUUAGAAGAAGAGGGGGAGUCUGACACAGAGAGUCCACCUGAGGAAGAGGAGGGCCACAGCAGCAGCAGGAGGCAUGAAAUCUACAGAUCCGAUUCGGCCUCUCCUGCAUCUCGAAGGCUUCCCAAAAUGCUUACAAGUGACUCGGGCAGGACGUUUUCUUUAGACUCGGAGAAAGAUAUGGCAGAAGAAAGAGAAACAGAUGAAGGCGUCUCUGGGGUUCCACGCUUUCGAAUUGGCACAUAGCACCAGUCAAUAGUUUCGACUCUUUCGACUUUCUUUCGUUUAAUUAUUCUUGAUUUCAGUGCCUCGCCCUCUGUCACACCCCACCUUCCACUUCGAGCAAACGCCACCACCUCUGUUUUUCUGCAGAUGGGGUUUAAGAGCUGGACUCAAGGUGGGGAGUACGGGAGUGCGGGAGGCUGUGGGGGAGGACUGAGAAAGUCUGCAGUUUCACACAGCAGUCACUUGCACUGGAGAGAGACAGAUAGGCCCAGUCGCUGUUCCAGUAAGGACAGGAAAUCUGUGUCUCUCACUCAGACAAAUUGUGGCUGAAGUUCCACAGAGACGAUAAGAAGUUAGAAAAAUACACGCUUUUCUACCAGCUAGCCUAAAGUCCGCUACGACUAAAGACAGACGUGUCUUCCUCUAAUGGAAUAUUUUUUUGUGUGAAAGAAGCGAGGAAGUGAUGAAUGACUGCGAAAACACUUAGAAGUCUUUUAAGACUUCUUGCCAAACUUGCAAAUGCUGGUUUGCCUGCCUU